Molecule: messenger RNA, 756 nt
Organism: Adineta ricciae
Lineage: Eukaryota; Metazoa; Rotifera; Eurotatoria; Adinetida; Adinetidae
Source: the annotation of a GenBank genome assembly
AUGAAAGUAGCCACUAAAAGAUCGACAAGUAGAAUCAAACGAUUACGUAACUAUGUUCUAAAACUAAACAUCUAUGGUGAUGAAAGUGAUUCGACACUCAUUGAUCAAUUAUUGUCGACACGAAUAUUCCUCAUUCUAUUAUUCAUACUUCUGAUUCUUAUUAUAGUUUAUAUCAUUCUUAGUGUUCAAACUCAUUCGGUGACUAUUCAGUCUCCCUCGGAAUCCACUUUCACACAACUGUCUCAACAGUAUCCAAGCACACUCUCAUGCCCAUGUUCACACACAUCUGUUCGACAUGAUCGGUUUCUCUCACUCAAUCCUCAGUAUCAUCCCAUUUGUACAAGUCUAUUAAUUAAUCAAUCAUUUAUUUCAUUAUUAUCUUCUGCGAAUGUGAGUGAAUAUCCCAGCGAAGAUUAUCGAAAAAUGGCAACAUCUCAUUUUCAAAUUCUUGCUUUACUUUGUCGAACAGUUCGACAAAUGAUUGAUGAUUCUUUCAGUGAAUUCCUCUUACAGCAUUACACUACUUCAGAAGUUGUCUCAAAUGAAACAUUCAAUGUUCAGAUGAAUCAUCUUGUAGAACAAUUGAAAACAACAAAUAUUGCCAAUAUAAAAUAUACAAGAGAUUUUCUGUGGUUGAACGUGUUCUACAAUGCAAUUUAUUCGGGAUUGAAGACAAACUUUUACGUUAAAGGCUCGGAUGGUCACCUUGUCAUCGAGCUGCUGAUUGCAUUACACAAGCUACAAUCACAAAGUUAG